CCGCGCCCGCCCCCUCCAACCCGUCCACCUCGCCGUUUUGCCUAUUAUAUCAAACUUUGAGUAACCGAUACGUUUUUCAAAGGCCAGUCUGGUCCAGAAAUAAUUAGGCGUGUUGAGGUUAGGAACUUGGUGCCAUGGAUCACAGCAUCCUACAACCUGCAUUGUUAUUCAAUUCCGCCCCGCUGGGAGUGAGUCGAGGAGCGCCCCGCCACGCCCCACCCCGCCGCCGCUGCAUAGGGCCAUGGCCAGAGGGCGCCGAACGAUUGACGUACCGCACCUUGCAUCGCGGGGGUUGCUGUUGUGGUGUGGCUUUCUCUUUCCCUUAUCACAGUAAUAAUGUCAAGGUGACAAGAGGCAGGUGGUGGGAGCCGUCCACUCAACCCAUCACUGCAAAAAUAGCUGCUUGGUAUGCAAAAUUCGCGGCCCCAUCCUCUGGCACACGGCGUCGAUCUCUUCCGAAAAAUUCCAGCCGUCUGCUCUAGGUGCGACGAGCCGUGUUUCGUCUGACGGCUCGGCUGGUUCUGCUUUGGCUCUGGAGCGACGAGCAGCUUGUGGCUGGAGGCUGCCUGGAGGCUGUCUGCAGGCUGAUAGAUGGGCGGCGAGACAGGCGGCUCCUGGACAUCCUGGCCGCAAUGGAAAAAAAAUGGUUAGUAGGGAAAAAAAAUAUUCCAAUGUGCGCGUGGUGAUGCUUACCUUCUCUGUUGGCGUGCUUAC
Messenger RNA from Frankliniella occidentalis (western flower thrips), 714 nucleotides. RefSeq lists its product as uncharacterized. The record is from RefSeq and is a predicted model, not a curated record. Lineage: Eukaryota; Metazoa; Arthropoda; Insecta; Thysanoptera; Thripidae. The transcript has 4 exons. The coding region runs from base 135 to 482 and encodes 115 amino acids.